CGGAGCUGUCCGAGGCGGCGGUUCCCGUGCUGUCCUGCUGGCGCCAUGUCCUUCUGCAGCUUCUUCGGGGGCGAGGUUUUCCAGAACCACUUUGAGCCGGGUGUCUAUGUGUGCGCCAAGUGUGGCCACGAGCUCUUCUCCAGCUGCUCAAAGUACGCACACUCAUCCCCGUGGCCCGCCUUCACGGAGACCAUUCAUGCAGAUAGUGUGGCCAAGCGUCCAGAGCGCAAUUCGCCUGAAGCCUUAAAGGUGUCCUGCGGCAAGUGUGGGAAUGGGCUGGGCCACGAGUUCCUGAAUGACGGCCCCAAGCCGGGGAAGUCCCGCUUCUGAAUAUUCAGCAGCUCACUGAAGUUCAUCCCGAAAGGCAAAGGAACUUCUGGCUCUCAGGAGGCGUAGGUGGACAGCACAUACCCAUUCCAGCUGGCACUGCCCUCCGGCCAUCCCACCUUGGAACUGGAACCCCAGACAUUGAGACAGGGGAGGGGGCUCCUGAAGCAUUGGGAAAUCUUGGCUCUGUGCAGGUUCUCUUGGGGGAAAGCACUGCUAGCCCAGGAUGGGCCUGCUGGGCCCAGCUGUGGGCUUACCUUGGCCUCCUGCUCCCAUGGGAGGCUCAAGGAGGUAGGCUCUCAGCCUAGCUCGCCUUUGAAUGAUGGCACACCCCACCUUUUCUUCUCCACAGCCCACUGCCCUGUCUGGACUCACCCUGUGGGACCCGAUUCUGAGAUGGGCUCUGGCCCUCACCCAAGCUUGUGCUCCCCACCCCCACCGCCCCAGGCUAUCCUGGGAGCCAGAAUGCCAAGGGGGCAGCCGUUGCUGGCUGCUGCAGCUGCAGUCACUACAUGAUUCACUCUGGUUAAACCCUUCCAGGCAGCCAGAGUGGUGAUGAUCUGUGACCUGCUAGAGGAACAGGCCAAGGGGACAGACCUGUGAUGUGUCAGUUACGGGAAGAGAAAUCCUCAACCCUGUUUCACAAUCUGGAUUGGUACACCUUGCCUCACUCAGGCUUAGGAAAGUGGGUGUUGCUCCAUUACCUUGAUUGUGCAAGGCCAGGGCUGGGGAGCUCACACCUUCCCAGGAGUGUGGCUGUGCCUUCUUGCACACACUUGGAAGCUCCUGCUGCCUGGGAGGGUGGGUGACACCAAAGCCCCUCCCAUCUUCACUCCUCUCUGGCAUCAUCAGGAGAUAAUAAACAAAUGGACCGCGGGCA
Messenger RNA from Canis lupus familiaris (dog), 1207 nucleotides. It is a transcript of the gene MSRB1, whose product is annotated as methionine sulfoxide reductase B1. The record is from RefSeq and is marked validated. Lineage: Eukaryota; Metazoa; Chordata; Mammalia; Carnivora; Canidae. Gene Ontology annotation, molecular function: peptide-methionine (R)-S-oxide reductase activity.